AUGCCAGACGUUGUCAGCCUCAGGUAUGAGGACGCGUGCCAGAAGCAUCAGCGGCUACAGCGAGUCGAGGCCGAAAACGCAGCCCUCCGUGCUGAGAAGCGCGUGUUGGAGCAGCGGCUCCUGGGUGUGAAGCAUGUGCUGCAACCUUGUGAUGUCCUUUCGCUCUGCCAGGGGGAUGCCGAGUUGUUUGAAGCCAAGGAGUGGCUGAUGAGUGAGUUCAUACGGCACUGCGCUCUCCAAAAAGAGUUGGAGCGGGAGCGCAAGAUCAGCAGCGGCGCGGGCGGCCCACUUUGA
Molecule: messenger RNA, 294 nt
Organism: Symbiodinium natans
Lineage: Eukaryota; Dinophyceae; Suessiales; Symbiodiniaceae
Source: the annotation of a GenBank genome assembly